Messenger RNA from Acipenser ruthenus (sterlet), 2935 nucleotides. RefSeq names its product phospholipase A2, group VII (platelet-activating factor acetylhydrolase, plasma) (gene pla2g7). The coding region runs from base 173 to 1360 and encodes 395 amino acids. NCBI's taxonomy places the organism in Eukaryota, Metazoa, Chordata, Actinopteri, Acipenseriformes, Acipenseridae. Gene Ontology annotation, molecular function: 1-alkyl-2-acetylglycerophosphocholine esterase activity. The transcript is spliced from 11 exons. The record is from RefSeq and is a predicted model, not a curated record.
UCUAAGUGUAAAAAGAAAUGAGCUAGCUAUAGAGUAACAAGCUGUGUCUGUUCAUCGAGUGAAGCUGUCCUAUUGUGGCACUGGUUAAGUACCUAUUUAAAAAAAACACAACUAUAACGUGGAUUCAUAGCCAGAUCGUCCCAAUCAGUAAGGUUUCUAGGAACAGCUGGAUAUGGGAGGCAGUUGCAGUCUUGGAAUUCCCUCGGGAAAAGGACCAAACAAUGUGGGAUGCACUGAUCUGAUGGUGGGCCACACAAUCCAGGGAACCUUCCUUCGCUUGUAUUACCCAUGUGAAACCUCUGCAAGCCCUGAACGGCCACCCUGGAUCCCAAAGAAGGAGUAUUUUAAUGGUCUUGCCGACUUUCUUAAAAUCAGCAGAAGCCUGGGUGAUAGAAUUUUUAGUUAUUUGUAUGGGUCAUAUACAGUUCCUGCUGAGUGGAAUGCACCAUUUAAGCCCGGAAACAAAUAUCCAUUAAUUAUUUUCUCUCAUGGACUUGGAGCAUUCAGGAGUCUGUAUUCAGCUGUUUGCAUAGAAAUUGCGUCGCAGGGUUUUAUUGUUGCUGCUGUGGAGCACAGAGAUGAAUCUGCUUCAGCUACAUUCUAUUAUAAAGAUCAAUCAACAGAGCAACAACAUCAAGUGUCGUCUACACCAGAACAUCUUCAAGAGGAAUGGCUGUACUACAGAACGCUGAAACCAGGUGAACCGGAGUUUCCACUCCGGAAUCAGCAGGUACAACAGAGAGCCAAUGAAUGUAUUGGGGCUUUGAAUCUUCUGACUGAUAUAAACGCAGGACAAUCUGUUAACAAUGUGCUAAAUCUACAUUUUGAUUGGUCCAAGCUCAGGGACUCUAUGGAUUUGUGUAGAACUGCGAUCAUGGGCCAUUCUUUUGGAGGAGCUACUGUUAUCCAAUCUCUCUGCAGGGAGACAAAGUUCAAAUGUGGCGUGGCUCUCGAUUCAUGGAUGUUACCAUUGGACGAUGAGGUGUAUGCUAGAGUGACCCAACCCAUACUGUUCAUCAAUUCUGAAAAAUUCCAGUGGUUGGCGAAUAUCAUGAAGAUGAAAAAGCUUGAUGCAAACACUAUACAGAGAAAAAUGAUAACAAUCAAGGGAACUGUUCACCAAAGCUUUCCAGAUUUCACAUUUCUGACUGGCACCUUGAUAGGGAAGAUCUUCAAGCUGAAGGGAGAGAUUGACCCCAACAUAGCCAUAGAUCUGUGCAAUAAGGCAUCAUUAGCAUUUCUUCAGAGACACUUAGAAAUUCACAAUAACUUUAAUCAGUGGGACCCACUAAUCGAUGGGAUGGAUCCAAAUCUUAUUCCAGGCACAAACAUUCAUCUACCUUCUGCAAAUACAGAGUGAAGAGGACCUGUUCUGUAUUUCAAACAGAAAAUACAUUGUGCCUUUCCAUGCAAGAAAAACCAGAGCAUGUUAGCUCAUGCAGUGGGCCAUGCUCUUACCUAAUACCUCAGACUUGUUAGUGCAGUUUGUGUUGCUGUGAACCACGUCUACACUUACCGCUUGAAGAAUCAGCUACUCGCAUAUGAAAUUAACUCUUCCUUCUUUCAAUCAAGAUACCACUGAAAGUUGUUUUACAGUACAGCCUUAUGCUUCUCAACCAUUGUAAGGUUUUCUUGAAUUGUGAAAGCUGUGUUUUACGUUUACUUGCCGACAUGUUUGCAGUCACAAUGGCAGUCACUGACCUAAUGGAACCUGCGCAUGUGUAAAAUAAUGCGUACGGUACAGUACACCUGUAUUUCUUACUUUUUUCAUAAGUAAAUGAUGUGCAACACAAAUAUCUCUUACAAAGUUAAAAUUCUGACCUAUAGUAUUUUUUGUUCUGCUGUUUUAUUGUACCUGAUCAUUUAAAAAAAUAAAAACAAAGUGCAAAAUUUUGGUUUGAUUUGAAGAGAAUUUCUCAGACAAGUAGUAAAAAUGAUCCUCAUAUUGCUUCUGGAAUAAAAAUGUAAUAAAAACAAAACCCAUUAACCUCGAUUUAGGACAACUGUAAAGACAGCCAGAUAUUGCAGAAUGGUGUAGCUUAUGUGGACUGUAAAUGCAAGUUUGGUAAACUGAGCCUUGCAGAAUUUUAAUCAGUGGUCUGAAAAAAAUGAGCGCAAGAGUCCAGAGCGCAAACCAGAUGUAUUUUUCAUGCAUUCUAUUAACUCUAACCCAAAAUUAUAAUACUUUCAUUAGGUAGACUGCACUCAUUUGUAUUGGCCAAUAUUUAUUCCUAUGAUUAAAUCAGUAAAAUAAUGUAGCUGUUAAAUCACCACCACCUGGCCAUCUUGCUCAAGAUAAGACUGGGAAUUUGGCCAACACAGAUUUAAUUAAGGCUUUUUGAGAAACUUUUACUCAUGAGAUUAUUAUACUGGACUUUGGUUUAGUUUAGCAUUGUACCUCUUACAUAAAUACUAAAUAAAAUUGACUAAAUUAAGGGUUAAAUUGUGUGCAACAAUUGUAAGGGUUAUUGUGUAAAAAAUGCAGUACAUACCACUAUAGCAUUUAGUACUUAACCAUUUUAAUAAUCAUUCAAUUGCUGAGGACUGAACUUUUUCAGUACAUGUAAUGUCCGACAACCUUGUGAAGCGGCAACACCCUGAGGAGUUGCUGACUGCCUACAAAAGUCAAGACAGGCAGAGACAUUCAGGGUCUGUGUUGGAGAACAUAAUUAAGGAGAGGGUCUCUCACUCUCUCAUAUCUGGGGAAUGUGUAGGUUGUGGCAAGUAGAGGGUGGGGAUUAGGUUAUAUGUAUUGGUAUACUGGUGCACUCACAGUUGGAGAAGAGGAGAGAAAGCGAACAUCAAUUGUCCAGAUUCUACAGCCAAGUUUUUACAUUAUCUGUUAAUCUGUAUUAGGGCUAGAUCAUAUAGUAAUAGUACAUUUCUCUGUAUAGUUUUACCUGUGUUAAUAAAACCAGAUUAUUGUGAUUUUGAA